This is a messenger RNA of Xylona heveae TC161, 691 nucleotides long. RefSeq lists its product as hypothetical. The coding region runs from base 1 to 468 and encodes 155 amino acids. The transcript has 2 exons. The record is from RefSeq and is a predicted model, not a curated record. NCBI's taxonomy places the organism in Eukaryota, Fungi, Ascomycota, Xylonomycetes, Xylonales, Xylonaceae.
AUGUCAGAGUCGAAUACCGUGUUGAUCACCGCCGGUCCUUACCAGUUUCUAGCGAGCUUCGAAUCGGCGGCUCCAAAAACAGUGGCCAUGUUCCGCAAGCUGCUACCUUACCGGCAGCAGCUCAUCCACGUUCGCUGGAGUGGUGAGGGCAUGUGGGUGCCGUUGGGCGAGACGGACUUUGGCGUGCCGUUUGAGAAUCACACUGCGCAUCCAGGUGCAGGGCAGAUUCUGCUAUAUCCCGGCGGAAUCUCCGAGACGGAGUUCCUCUUUUGCUACGGAGGUGUUGCGUUUGCUAGCAAAAUGGGUCCAUUGGCGGCAAAUCACUUUUUGACCAUUACAGAGGGCGCAGAGAAUUUGCGCGCUCUCGGCGAAUUGGUGCUCUGGAAGGGAGCUCAGAAUGUGGUGUUUGAACUCGCAGAUGAAGAAACAAUCAACAACUUUAGAAAAGCUCGCUCUGCAAAAUUAUAGAAAUGCGGACAUGUUUAAAAUAAAAAGGGGUAUCAUUAAAGCAUGCGCGAAAUUAAAAAUCCAAUAAUCACAUCAAAACCGCUGUUGGACAACAAAAUCUAAAUAUUCAGCAUCCAUCCACCUCCCAUUCAGGGGGGAAGUCUGUCGAUAAAUUGAGUAAAUUACCAGGCCAAUCGAAUCCAGAGUCAUUCAUCAUGUCCAAAAGCGAUUGUAAAGCCGAGCC